This is a messenger RNA of Mycetomoellerius zeteki, 4469 nucleotides long. RefSeq names its product polypeptide N-acetylgalactosaminyltransferase 9 (gene Pgant9). Gene Ontology annotation, cellular component: Golgi apparatus. The coding region runs from base 509 to 2440 and encodes 643 amino acids. Gene Ontology annotation, biological process: protein O-linked glycosylation. Gene Ontology annotation, molecular function: polypeptide N-acetylgalactosaminyltransferase activity. The record is from RefSeq and is a predicted model, not a curated record. The transcript is spliced from 13 exons. NCBI's taxonomy places the organism in Eukaryota, Metazoa, Arthropoda, Insecta, Hymenoptera, Formicidae.
UAGAUUGGAGUAAGUCGAUAUUCUACGGAGAUGCAUUCAUCGUACGUGAUCGCGAGGUCUGAGAAUGCGGUGACGUUGAGAAACUGCUUGAUCCGAAAAUACAUAUCGUAAUGCAUAUAUGCAAAUAUUAAUUAAAAUAUAAAAAAUCAUAUCCAGUGUCUACAACGCUAAUUCAUAUUGAUACGAAACCAUUUCGCCAUUCUACAUUGGCGUAAUGGAGAACCAAAUGCGACAUAUCGAUUGAUAAACGUAUCACACUACAUUGUUAAAACUCUGCCUUGUAUAAAAACAGGUAGACAUUUGCCACGAAAGGAGGAACUAGCUUAGGUGCCCGGACCUUUCGACGUCACACGGCGAGAGCCGACCGGUGGCAGAUCGAGGAGGGGCGAGAGGAUGUUGCUGAGGUAACACGACAUUUCGAGGCCGCACGAGAAGUACGAUAAUCGCAGCACGGGAAGGUGUCGAUCGCAGCAAGCGCAUAAAGGAAGGAUCGAAGAGUGGCGGAAGAAUGGGUUUUCCCAGGAGAAGGUCGCUGUGGCUGAAGGUGGCGGUACUGGCAACCGCCGUGUGGGUGACCGUCUGUUUCCUGCUCUAUACGGAGGAUCGGGCGGCGGCUGCUGUUCAGGGAUUGGCACCGUCGGGCGUCGCGAUGCCGCAACAAGCGGCGAAUGGCUUUGUGCUACCCGCGGCGCCGUUUAGAAAAGAGUCGACUGGUAAUGUUAUUAACAACAGGGCGAAGAUCAAUCAAGCCGGUCCAAAGCAAGAUUCUAUAGGUGGUGGAGUGCUGGAUAUACCACGGGAACCGGAUACUGCUGCACCGGGUGAGAUGGGCAGACCCGUGAUAUUGCCGGCCAACAUGUCUGCGCAGACGAAGAAGCUGGUGGACGAUGGCUGGCUCAAUAACGCGUUUAAUCAGUACGUCAGUGAUUUAAUCUCCGUGCACAGAUCUUUGCCCGAUCCACGCGAUCAGUGGUGUAAAGAAUCUGGUAGGUACUUGAAGGACCUUCCGCCUACAGCAGUAAUUAUCUGCUUCCACAACGAAGCUUGGUCUGUGUUGUUGCGUACAGUGCAUUCCGUGCUGGAUAGAUCGCCAGAACAUCUCAUACAGGAAAUCAUUCUGGUCGAUGAUUUCUCCGACAUGCCUCAUCUCAAGCGCCAAUUGGAGGACUAUAUGAUGAAUUAUCCAAAAGUGAGAAUUAUCAGGGCAAAUAAACGUGAGGGCCUUAUCAGGGCGCGCUUGUUAGGCGCUGCGGCGGCCAAAGCUCCGGUCCUCACGUAUCUGGAUAGCCAUUGUGAAUGUACGGAGGGCUGGCUGGAACCUCUUCUGGAUCGGAUCGCGCGCGAUCCGACGACGGUAGUUUGUCCGGUGAUCGAUGUUAUAGACGACACUACCCUGGAAUACCACUGGCGCGACUCGAGUGGUGUAAAUGUCGGUGGAUUCGAUUGGAAUCUCCAGUUCAAUUGGCACGCGGUACCAGAGAGGGAGAGGAAGAGGCACAAAAACCCGGCCGAACCCGUUUGGUCACCAACGAUGGCUGGCGGCCUCUUUUCAAUAGACCGAGCCUUCUUCGAACGGAUCGGCACGUACGAUAGCGGCUUCGACAUAUGGGGCGGCGAGAAUCUUGAAUUAUCAUUUAAAACCUGGAUGUGCGGAGGCACCCUGGAAAUCGUGCCGUGCUCGCACGUGGGUCACAUCUUCAGGAAACGUUCGCCUUACAAGUGGCGCAACGGCGUGAACGUGCUCAAGAGGAACAGCAUAAGACUGAGCGAAGUGUGGCUGGACGAAUACGCCAAGUACUAUUAUCAGAGGAUAGGUCACGACAAGGGGAAUUAUGGCGACAUAUCAGAGCGAAAAGCUCUUAGGAAGAAACUGGGGUGCAAGUCGUUCAAGUGGUACCUGGACAACGUUUACCCGGAACUCUUCAUUCCGGGCGAGGCAGUCGCCUCCGGAGAGGUCCGAAACCUCGGCGAAGGCGGUAACACCUGUCUGGACUCGCCCGCUCGCAAGGCCGAUUUGCACAAACCGUGCGGACUAUAUCCCUGUCAUCGACAGGGUGGAAAUCAGAUACGACAAGUUACUAGCGGAAUGUGUAUAGAUUCAUCAGGGAAAAUCGAAGACCUACAUCAGCCAGUGGGCAUGUAUCCCUGUCACCGUCAAGGCGGCAAUCAGUACUGGAUGCUCAGCAAGACGGGCGAAAUCCGUCGAGACGAGUCGUGCUUGGACUACAGCGGCAGCGACGUUAUUCUCUAUCCUUGUCACGGCAGUAAAGGAAAUCAACAAUGGAUCUACAAUCCUCAGACUAAUCAUAUCAGGCACGGUAGCAGCGACAAAUGUCUGGCGAUUACAGAGAGCAAGCAGCAACUGGUGAUGGAAGAAUGCUCGCCCAAUGCCCUGAGACAGAGAUGGUCCUUCGAGAAUUACGAUCCAUCGAAGCUGUGAUACCGCGCCUUUUCGCGUCGUCAUUCCCACAAUCGCAAUCACGCUUCUGAUCGCGCCGGAUCUUGGCUACCAGGGAAACGAUUUUCAAUCGCCAAAACCCGCUUUGGUAGAUAAAUCUCGCGAAUUCCGCAAGACAUUGCGAAAAUUCCUGCGGAACCGCUCGGAAUCACUUGAUGGACCAACUCAAACUCCACGCGUUUUCUCAAGGAACGAUCAUCGAGAAUAAAAGGGUCCAUCAUUGACUUCUUAUCGACAAGCUUGAAAUGUGUGAAACAAAAGAUCGAUCGAUGCAACGAAACGUUUGCGAGAACAGUAUACUUUGAGAAUUUUGUACUCGAGAAACUGCAUUUAAUUAGAAUAAGUUCCGAGCACUGUAUGGCGCUCGAAUCGAUUAUGAUUUGAGUUUCAUAUUGAUAGCCCUAAGUACUAAGAGUAUUACGAGAGAUUGGCUCGAACGUGGUCGUGAACGAACGUGAUUGUAUCGACCAUCGAAAUAGCUCUCGAUCAUCACUUUCGUUCAUUGAUCAUUCGCGCUUCCAUGAGGAUCAAAAGGGAAGCGGAAUGCUUGAUACUGUCAUAGAAACGACACGUCGUGUCGAUCUUAGCGAGCGAAUCGUUGAUUGUUCGUCUGAAUAACGAGUAGCGAAUUAUUUCCCUUUCUGUCUCUAUACUACAGCAAUUUCAAGAACGAACUGCAAAAUGUUUUCGACGAGUUUGAACGCGGCCGUUAUCCUUUAGAAAAAUCAAGUGCCAAAUUUCAAAUAUUCCCAUCUCAAGCUAUAACCAAGGACGAACUCCUACAAAAUAGUGAACCUACAUCGCCGUUAAUGAAAACACUUAGUGUUUGCGUGUACCGAAUGAUUUCAGAAGAUUGUAUUAGACGAUAUCUGCGCAGUCGUGCCCUUCUGCUAACUCUUGAAGUGCCAUGUGCGAGUUUGAGGGAAAAACGCAAAGAGAAUUAUAGCACCCUUAAUGCAAAUCGCGUUUGAACAAUUUGCAUUAUUCUCAUGCAACGGCUCAUGAGAUAGCAUGCUUAUAAGUAAAGAUGGUUUACCUUCAAGUUAUUCUCAAUUACGCUUCUCUCGGUGUUCGAGAGAAAUAUUUCGAGAAAGUGCAAUAAUAUCAUUCACUAACGUCAUUCCUCAUAUUAAAAUAAUUGCCAGACGUCAUAUCGUUAAUCGGCGAUUCGAUUAUCCGCGAUAGCAUUCGUCGAUCGUUUAUAGUCUCUUUCUUGCUACCUCUUCGGAGGUGAAUUUUACAUUCCAGACUCGCCGAGACGAUGACGGCGACAUUUCGCGUGUGACAAAAAGAGAAUAUAUGAUAUUUUCUUUUUAGUUUUUAAUUUAGAUAUUCGCAUAGGUUUAAUUAGAAACGCGCAAAGGAGGAAAGCGGUAAAACAUUCCGGAGACGAAUUGUUUGAUUCUGUUUGUACAAUACAUUCGUAUAAGAUACAAUGUCUUGAUGCCAGUUCAGAGAACGUAAGUAUCGCCUAAGUAGGUCUAAGAGAGUGUCACUAAGUGUAUGAACAUGUAUGAAUUAUUAAUCGUAAGCGAAUCGUCAUCGCUUUCGACAGCCGCGAACGACUCGCGAUCGUGAAUCGGCGAUUAGUUGGAUGUGUAAAUUCGCUAGCGAAUACCUUAUAAAAGUACACUUUUAUAAGGAAACAUCGUUUCUUAUAAUUUUAGCUACAUAUCAUUAUAUGAGCGCGGUCAAGAAUCGACGCGCAUAAUACAGUCUUCGUAUAAAAGUAAGAUUUAAAUCUAAAAUACAUUAACAAGUCUUUACCUGUUAGUUACGUGUUUAAAAAUUUAUAACAUGUUCGCCUGAGAAUGGUCUAAUUUACAACUAGUGGUCUAACAAUUCAUCCGUGAAGUUUUCGAGGUAUUCAAAUUUGAAAAUAAUUUUUGCGUGCCAACAAAAUCACAAAUACCGCUACAUGUGCAGAAAUGCAUAACUAUUAAAUCGACGAUUGGAACUAGGCAUUGACCUGUAUUAUUAUUAAUUCUACGAAUCAUGUGACGCAAUUUUA